AUGUCUCUUGCUGACAAGGCUCACCAAUGGGAGAAGAGCCUGCCCCAUGGUACAACCACCACAUGGGAUGAGUGCAAGAAGGCGUUUCUUGCAAAGUUCUUUUCAACUGGGCGCACAGCCAAGCUAAGGAGUGAGAUCUCAGGCUUCACUCAGAGGAACAAUGAGUCUUUUCUCUCGACACUCUAUAGAGGAUGUUUGCCUAGAUACAGAGAGAUGCUAGACAUAGCCAGGAAUGAAAACUUUCUCAAUCAGGAUGUAGAUGACGGCUGGCACCUUGUGGAGAACAUUGUUAACUCAAAAGGGAGUUAUGGAGAGGAGUAUGACCGCACAAACCGGAGCUUGACCCACCACUCGAGUCAGAUGACAAACUGA
Microthlaspi erraticum is the source of this 372-nucleotide messenger RNA. NCBI's taxonomy places the organism in Eukaryota, Viridiplantae, Streptophyta, Magnoliopsida, Brassicales, Brassicaceae. The record is from the annotation of a GenBank genome assembly.